Folsomia candida is the source of this 2025-nucleotide messenger RNA. Its product is annotated as lanosterol 14-alpha demethylase. The record is from RefSeq and is a predicted model, not a curated record. NCBI's taxonomy places the organism in Eukaryota, Metazoa, Arthropoda, Collembola, Entomobryomorpha, Isotomidae. Gene Ontology annotation, molecular function: monooxygenase activity; heme binding; oxidoreductase activity, acting on paired donors, with incorporation or reduction of molecular oxygen. The transcript has 5 exons. Bases 492 to 2006 code for a protein of 504 amino acids.
GUCAUCCAUGAAAUUCGACACACCUCAAUGUCAAUUCUCUUGUGGUAAAUACAUUCUCGAGAAACACUGAGGCUAUUCAUAGGUAGAUAAGGACGAGUGUCCAUAUUGCGUCGAACUGGCCUGGCAUUUACUUACAUAUACGGGAGCAGAAUAUAUAUAUAUGUAUUUGGACGAGGUACUUAUUCCUAACAAUACUUUUCAAAUGUGUUCAUGGAUAGAAUCUGGAUACAAGGACUCAUUCUUGUCCCCACUGUACAUAGAUACAUUUACAUGUGUACAUAGUUCAUGGCUGAAGUAUUGUAUGCCUUGAUAUGGCUUGUCGAAUAAGAAAAAAAUCCGCAAAAAACCCGCAGUGGACCAUAUUAUGUAGUGUCCAUGAAAUUAGCCAGUUUUCAUACGACACCGACCUUGAUAAGUGGUCUGUUAAUUAUUUGGCACAUACAUAACUUCGGAAUACAUAACUUUUGUCCCUAUCGUUAAUAGUUGCAAAUAUGUCAGACUUGAGGUUUUUCUUGGAAGACGGACAAAUUCCAGCCACGCCAUUUCUCACCUCGCUGUUAACUCUGGUAAUCUGGUUGCUACUACGAAACUGGACAUGGCGAAGUAGGAAUACCAAGGAAAACCGGUAUCACGACUCCAACUACGUAAAGGGACUUCCUUUGGUGAGAGGAAGUCUCCCAAUAAUUGGCCACGGUUUACAAUUUAGCCUGAACAAGACCGAAUUUCUGAAACAAUGUUACGCCACUUAUGGAAAUGCGUUCAAAAUUAAAAUAUUUCGUGUAACAAUGGCCGUAUUUUGUGAUCGGAGUUAUGCCUCGGAACUAUUUAAAUGCGGGGAGGAAAAACUAUCUUUUUAUGAAAUGUUGAAGGGUAUCUAUCUCGGAGAAGCGUUUAAGGGGUGCGGUCUCAAGCUGUCUUCAAUGUUAGGAUUAAUUAAGAAAGGAACCUCCCUCAAGACGGAUCUUAUUUUUCCCGUGAUGCAAUCCGAAGCGAUGGAACUAAUUUCAAAUCUUCGUCAUGAAUCCAAGCACGCGGCCAAUCAACUCGUAGACAUCAAAACGGCCGUGUCUCGCUAUGUUUCCACGACGAGUGCGAAAUGUUUGAUUGGCGUGAAUUUAACCGAAGCCAUGUUUCAAGACUUGGAGCAAUUUGCGUGCAUUUUAAAUCAUGGGGUCAUAGCGUCAUACUUUCUACCCAAAUGGAUUAUACGAUUCUUCAUUCAAUGGAGACUGGAUAAAUUAUGCAGUAAAAUUGGGACUGGAUUGAACUCAGAAAUUGAAACGUAUCGACAAGACAAGGACAAAAAGUUUUCAUUAAUAUUACGAGCCGCUGUCGAUUCUACGAAUGAGGUUACCGGGCUGCCCCUGUCGAAUAAAGAAAUUGCCAACAUUUUUGCAUGCAUUUUAUACGUGAGCUCGGAAAACACGUCGCUGGGGUUAAUAAACACUCUUAUCGAGAUAUCCACACAUCCCGAAGUUUGGAAUAAAGUUCGCGCAGAAGUUCAACCUCUCCUUGCAAACAAUGACAUCCGUGGGAUUAUGGAUGCUCCAUUUUUGGAUGCCUGCAUUUUGGAAAGUGCUCGACUGAACUCGCAUCUCUUCGCGAUAGGACGCACCCCCACGGGAAUGAAAUCACUCGGAGGUUAUUCCAUUGGUGAUGUGGAUACGGUAGCAAUAUGUGAGUUGCUCGUACACAUUUAUGGAUCCGCAAGUAACGUUUUUUCGGAUGCUACCCGAUAUAACCCGGACCGAUAUUUUUUGGACGCUGCAGGAAAGAAAGAACCACAGGAUAUACUGACGUGGGGAUCAGGUUUGCACGCAUGCCCGGGAAGGAUUUUUGCAAAGUAUGAAAUAAAGAUGGCAUUAGCUAUGUUUCUCACUUAUUUACCUGUGGAUGCUAAAUUAUCACGAAUUUCGGAGAAGGAGUAUUUUUCUCCGAGUGCGUUUGCAGAGCGUAGUUUUCUAGCUAAGUUUAAACUUGGUGAGCAUAUUAUGCUUUCUAAAUAAUGUUUGAAAAUUAAGAGGA